AUGUUGUUAAAUUGUUUGGCAAAACAAAUUCGAGCUCUCCCGUCGACAUUUACAGCGGCAUGUCGGUUGUCUACCGUAGCAGUUGAAAACUCGGAGUUCAAUGAAAUUGAAGAGCCGCCAAUGGUAUAUGGCGGAUACACGGAAUUACGUCAGGCAUGGGUGUCUAAUUUGGAUACUAUAAAGGAAAAUCCUUCUACAAUCAUAGAUUUGCAUCCCCAAGUGUUUGGAUCGAGACCAAGAAUUGAUAUAAUACAUGAAAAUGUUGUGUGGCAAAAAAAAUAUAAAUAUGUUAGUUAUGCUAAUACCAAAGUUACAGCCGAGGUAAACAUGAGCAGUAAAAAACCAUGGCCACAAAAGGGUCAAGGACGUGCCCGACAUGGUACUAGACGUUCUCCACUAUUUAGAGGUGGAUCUGUUAUUCACGGACCACGCUCUCAUACAACGCAUUUUUAUAUGCUUCCAUUUUACAAAAGAGUGUACGGUCUCACAUCAACGUUAUCUGUCAAGCUAAUUCAGGACGAUUUACACGUAGUCAACAAUUUGGAUAUACCUACAGACGAUCCUGGAUACAUCAAUGAUUUAGUUGAUUCAAGACUAUGGGGACCUUCAGUUCUAUUUAUUGACGAUACUGAUACAAUGCCAAGGAACAUCAGCUUAGCAUUGAAUCAAAUCAAACACAUGAAUCUGAUGCCAGUUUAUGGUUUGAACGUGUACAGCAUGCUAAAAUAUGAAACUCUCGUUUUGACUGUAGCGGCAGUUAAAAAAAUUCAAGAACGACUCCUUUACCAAUUACAUAGGCCUGAUGGUCAUCAAGCCACAAGAAAGUUCAUGUUAAAUAAGCAGAAUUAA
Macrosiphum euphorbiae (potato aphid) is the source of this 849-nucleotide messenger RNA. Lineage: Eukaryota; Metazoa; Arthropoda; Insecta; Hemiptera; Aphididae. The record is from the annotation of a GenBank genome assembly.